AUCAGAACGCCUCAAUAAACACCUGCAGAGAUCCACAGGGAAGAGAACUCACUGCUGCUCUGACUGUGGGAAGAGAUUCACCUCAUCAGGCAUUAAAAUUCAUCAAAGGAUCCACACAGGAGAGACAUCUAAUAGCUGUGAUCAAUGUGGGAAGAGUUUUACUACAUCUGGCUCUCUGACAGUACACCAGAGAAUACACACAGGAGAUAAACCUUAUAGCUGUGAUCAAUGUGGGAAGAGUUUUGUUACAUCUAGCAAUCUGACUAUACACCAGAGAACACACACAGGAGAGAAACCUUAUAGCUGUGAUCAAUGUGGGAAGAGUUUCACUACUUCUGGCUAUCUGACAGUGCACCAGAGAACACACACAGGAGAGAAACCAUAUAGCUGUGAUCAAUGUGGGAAGAGUUUUUGUCAAUCUAGUGAUCUGACAGUGCACCAGAGAACACACACAGGAGAGAAACCUUAUAGCUGUGAACAAUGUGGGAGGAGUUUUACUACAUCUGGCUCUCUGUCUUUACACCAGAGAACACACACAGGAGAGAAAUCUUAUAGCUGUGGUCAAUGUGGGAAGAGUUUUACUACUUCUGGCUAUCUGACUUUACACCAGAGAACACACACAGGAGAUGAACUUUAUAGCUGUGAUCAAUGUGGGAAGAGUUUUGUUAAAUCUGACCAGCUCACAGUGCACCAGAGAAUACACACAGGAGAGAAACCUUAUAGCUGUGGUCAAUGUGGGAAGAGUUUUACUACAUCUGGCUCUCUGACUGUACACCAGAGAACACACACAGGAGAGAAACCUUAUAGCUGUGAUCAAUGUGGGAAGAAUUUUGGUCAAUCUGGCCAGCUGACUGCACACCAGAGAACACACACAGGAGAGAAACCUUAUAGCUGUGGUCAAUGUUGGAAGAGUUUUGGUCAAUCUAGCCAGCUGACAUUACACCAGAGAACACACACAGGAGAGAAGUCUUAUAGCUGUGAUCAAUGUGGGAAGAGAUACUCUGGUAAAAGAUCUCUGAUCAAACAUCAGAAAAUACAUGAAGGAGUUUUUUCAUGAUAUCAAUUAAACAAUUAAUUAAUGUCACAAUGUAGAAUGUUUUACCAUUUACAUUUAAGUCAUUUAGCAGACGCUCUUAUCCAGAGCGACUUACAAAUUGGAAAGUUCAUACAUAUUCAUCCUGGUCCCCCCGUGGGAAUUGAACCCACAACCCUGACGUUGCAAGCGCCAUGCUCUACCAACUGAG
Messenger RNA from Salvelinus fontinalis (brook trout), 1244 nucleotides. Its product is annotated as zinc finger protein ZFP2-like. The transcript has a single exon. Gene Ontology annotation, biological process: regulation of transcription by RNA polymerase II. Gene Ontology annotation, molecular function: DNA-binding transcription factor activity; RNA polymerase II cis-regulatory region sequence-specific DNA binding. The annotation marks the transcript as partial. The record is from RefSeq and is a predicted model, not a curated record. NCBI's taxonomy places the organism in Eukaryota, Metazoa, Chordata, Actinopteri, Salmoniformes, Salmonidae.